ACGAAAAGUACCGAAAGGGGCAUUGUGGGUAAUUAGGUCGGGGAAGCAAAACAGAGAAUUCCGGAAAAGAAAGAGAUCAAACAAAUAGUGAUAAUUUGUGUGAUUCUGUGGCAUUUUGUUGUUUUAGGUUCAGUUGGAACCAUUGUUACUCAUCCGAUCAGUGACACCAGAGUGACAUCAAAGAAGAUCGCCGUUAAUAGUGUUCGUAAGAUCACUGUUUAUUUUGACAUUGACAUUCGUUGAAAAACACCAACAAAUGGAGUACGAAGGGUUCGGGAGAGAAGAAAUGCCGUUUGAAAUUCACCAUCAAAGAGAUCAAGAAAGAAGCAGAAGAAAAACGAAAACGCCGUGUUCCUUAAAUUAUUUUAGUAACAUUUCUUGUGGUUUUAAAUCUUUGCCGAACAGUUCUUAUCAGACGAUUCUUAGUUGUUAAAGGAAGAUCGCAGAAAAUCCUUCAAGCGUACAUUAUUUGUGUGAUUGUAAACAACCGGACAUAUUUCCUUAUAAACAUUAUUUACAUCCGUAUUUUCAACAUGAAGCUACUUGAAAACUCAGUGUUUGAACAGAUCAACUCUAAAUUAUCUAUAGAGCUGGAAACAUCGAAGAUUGAAGGAAGACUUGAGAGCUAUUCCUGUAAGAUGGCGGGGAACGACAAGCGUCUGUAUAAUAAGAUGCUGUCGGCUGAAGGUGGCGUCAGUCCCAUGGACCUGCAGGCCUUGUCUCCACCACAGAGUACCCUGUCCCACAGCCCCAGCAAACAAUACAGCCGGAGUCAGGGCAGUGAUGGGGAGGGUUACUUGUGUGAUACUAUAUCAACUAAAACCCUCUUCCACCUCGUCUCCACACUCAACGCCUCCUUCAACCCGGACUAUGAUUUCAGUGACGCAAAGAGCGGGGAAUUUAGCAAGGAGCCUAGCAUACAGUGGGUACUUGGUGCAAUAGACACGCAAAUGCAUGCAGCAGCUGGAAACCGAUUUGACAAACUCACCCAGGAGAUGUGGACAGCUGUGGAUGCUGAAAUUGGACUGCAGGAGUGUGAUAUCUUCAGUUACAACCCAGAUCUUGCCUCAGAUCCAUACGGAGAGGAGGGAUGCAUCUGGUCGUUCAAUUACUUCUUCUACAACAAGAAACUUAAGAGGAUAGUAUUCUUUACCUGCUGCUCAUCCAGCACGUCAGCCCAGUCAGACUCUGGUAUUGGCAAUGACAGCUUGUUUGACAACUCAGAGAUGGAGUUUGGGGAUCAAGAUUUUGAUGACAUGGAGUAAGACGAGAUCCCACAUAUUUGGUAGAAUCUGCAACAGAUCCGCUGUAGAGCCAGAAUACUGUUAACAAAUUCACAGUAAAACCCUAUAUUGGAGUGUGUGUGAACAAACUUGUAUAUAGAAAUACUUUUCUAGGUGUGUACACUAACUAACCUACCAACUAACCUGAGUAAUUAUCAAUAUCUACACACAUUCACUGUCUAUUCAAAAUACUAUUACAUGUACAGCUUAAUCUUAUAAGAAACAAGGAUCUUUUAUUUUUCAUUGAUGUGGUUGAAUAUGCUUAUUGUCAUAUGUUUAAGAAUAUGUUUUGACACACAUUUUCUGGAGAGUGUCUAUCGAAGAAAGCUGUUAUUUCUGUCGUUUAAGCACAUCAACAACAGAAGCUCGGGUAUAGGUACAGCCCAUGUUUUAUUGUGGAAAACUAGAUCAGAAAGCAAAAUCUAUGAUCAACCAAAAAACUAAGACCUCAAUCAUCUUCCUGUCCAAUAGAAAUCCCCUUUUGUAUAGUUUAAGGAUUUUGAUAAAUUUUUAUGUGUGUCAGUGUUAUGUAAGACAUAGAAUUGGUUUAAAAUGUAUGUUUUUUUAAACAUUUACCAGCAACUAACUGUUUGUUGUCCACAUUCCCUUACACACUAGAUUCACUAAGGCUUGGUCGCACCUGAACUCCCUGCCUGUUCAGAAAUUAUCAUUUCUCCUCUUCUAUCUAUGACCUCAUUUUUAUUUCACAUUUUCUUUUCUCUAUUCUUUCCGUCUCAUUACUGAAGUCUAUUCUGUAUCCAUUAACAGUUUUUUUGCAUUCAGGCAUGCAUGUACCUUGAUGCCAUUAUAAACAGAAAAGUUUAAUAUAUGAUCUUGAUCAAAAGAUGAGGUGGUGCAGAAAAACUGCAGUGAAAACAGGUCAUGGUGCCACUUCAAAUGCUGAAAAAAAAGUAUUUUGAUAGGUUCAAAAAUUGAUAUUAACUUAUUCCAAUAGUGAAGUGUAAAGAAGAGAUAUAGAAUUUGAUAGUUUAGUAUUUAAAUAAAUUUGGCCAGUGCGAUUUUAUAAAUUUAAAGUAAUCAGACCAUUAAAAAGUAGUUAGCAAUAUAAUUAAUUUUAUUUCAUUGAAAAUAUUCAUACAACUAAAACAGUGCCAUUCACACAGCAGGAUGACUUUCACAUGUUUUAACAAAGUAGUUAUGCCCACAUUUCUGUUAUCGUUUUCAAUAUUUAAUUAAACAUUUUAAGAAGAUGUACUUCAUUUACACAUGAUGACUACCCUUGAUAUAGACAUGUCAUUAAGUUCGUAAGAAAUAUUGUUUUGACCUGAAGUAUAUUUUUAUUGCCAUUAUAAGUUAAAUGUAGCAUGUUAGACUUGUGUAUAUAUUUUGUUUGAGUCUUGUUGAUAAGUUAACUAGAUUUGUUUUGCCAUGCACCGUUGAUAUAAUUUUUGACCUUGAUAUGAAUACAUGUUGGAUAUGUUGAAAAGUGUUAUUGAGAUUAAUGAUGAUACGUAGCUGUUUGUUGAUCUCAGAAUUUCCAUUUGCUCAUUAUUGGAAAGUUCUCAAAGAGUUUGAGUGGAUCUCAGGAGAAAUAUUGUACUGUGUGUAUAUAUAAGUAAAAUACCAAAUAAGGUAUGAAGAAGAGAUUAAAAGAUCUUGAGAUACCAUGUUUCUUAUAAGUGCAAAAAUAUAUUGGAAAGUGUUCCUGUGAUGUUCGUUUUCUCCGAGCAAGUAUGGAAUUGGACAGUUUGCAGCUUUUCCAAUGGGAGCACAGAAGUUUCCCUAAAGAAAUACUAAGACAAUAAUAUAUUGAGGAGAAAGUGACGAGUCCUUGUGUGGUGACAUAUAGUGUGGUACAAACACAAGGCGGAACAGGGCCAGUUGACACAAGAAAUUAAACCAAUAUAAUUGGAUGUGAUUGGUUGACUGCUCACUGUGGACAAUGCAAAUGGCGACAAGAAAUGGAGAGAUGCUGGCAAUGGAUUGAGAUUACAUGAAAUAUUUAUAAGGUGUAGAACGGUGUUGAUACACACUGUGAUACGAGUGACAAUCUACUUAGAUUGGUGACCUAAAUGGUUGUAAGGAAAGGAAUUGUUUAUUGAGCUGGAUUCAGAGGUCAUUCAUUGUUUGCCGUUAGUUUUUUUUACAUCUUUUGUCUUUACGUUAAUUCUUAUGUUCAACUGAGACAGUAAUGUGACUUGUGUUUCUGAAUUACAAACACACAAAUGUAGCCUUGAAAAAGAAACUACCGUUAGUUAUUUCAUUACACCACAAUUUUUUUUACGAUUUUCACCAGUAUGGUUAUUUUUUGUUAACUUUGUCAUUCAGUUUUUGAUACAUUGAUAACUAAACAGAGAUAUAGGACUAAACAGAGAUAUAGGACUAAACAGAGGUAUAGGCUUCUGUUGCAAUACUCAGUAAAUUCAGGCGAUAUGAUGAGCAGUUCAUUAGCAGCAAUCAAAUUCAUGAUAUAUUCUAAAACUGAGUGCUUGCCUUUUUGAGUAAUUUGUCUUGCAAUGUCCAAUAAUUACUCGAAUAAACAAUUCGUUCUGUUUGUGUUGACAAAUAUUUAAUUUUGAGGCAAUAUACAGCAGUAUGUGCUGUUUUCGUAGGCUUAUUCAUCAUGGUGACAUUCUCAAAUUAACCAUUAUCAUAUAUCAUUGUAUAUCAUAAAUCCAUGUCGUCCUGUGUUUAGUACAGUUAAGUUUUGUUAUAGCUAGUAACUUUUGGCAUGUAUUAUUUCUGAAUUAUCAGUUUGUUUUUAUCUUGUAACUCGAAAAAGUAGAAACAAGAAAAUAAAAUUGUUUUAUUUUG
Mizuhopecten yessoensis (Yesso scallop) is the source of this 4058-nucleotide messenger RNA. Its product is annotated as repressor of RNA polymerase III transcription MAF1 homolog. Gene Ontology annotation, biological process: negative regulation of transcription by RNA polymerase III. Gene Ontology annotation, cellular component: nucleus. The transcript has 7 exons. NCBI's taxonomy places the organism in Eukaryota, Metazoa, Mollusca, Bivalvia, Pectinida, Pectinidae. The record is from RefSeq and is a predicted model, not a curated record. Gene Ontology annotation, molecular function: RNA polymerase III core binding. The coding region runs from base 534 to 1265 and encodes 243 amino acids.